AUGGUGAAAGAAACCACUUUUUAUGAUGUCCUCGGUGUCAAGCCAGGGUGUUCACAAGAUGAUCUCAAAAAAGCUUAUAGGAAACUUGCCCUUAAAUACCACCCUGACAAAAAUCCCAAUGAAGGAGAAAGGUUUAAACAAAUAUCACAAGCGUACGAAGUAUUAUCUGAUCCAGAGAAGAAACGCAUUUAUGAUACUGGCGGUGAACAAGCAUUGAAAGAGGGAGGAAUGGGCAGCCACUUUUCGUCUCCCAUGGAUAUCUUUGACGUAUUUUUCGGUAGCAGUUCAAGACGCAGAGCGCGGAAAGGCCAAGAUGUUGUGCAUCAAUUGUCUGUUACGCUUGAAGAAUUGUACAAAGGAACCACGAGAAAACUCGCUUUACAAAAGAACGUUAUCUGUGAAAAAUGUGAAGAAUUGAUAAAUACUUUUUUUUACAGGCGAGCUGGAAACAAUUUAAUCCUACCAAUGAUAUUAAAUCUUACGGAAUCAUUGUGUGGAUUCCAAAAAAUAAUUCGUACGCUCGACGAUCGAAAUCUUUUGAUAACGUCAUUACCAGGGCAAGUUGUGAAACAUGGUGAUCUUAAAUGUAUACCAGAAGAAGGUAUGCCGCUGUACCGAGAUCCAUUCACAAAAGGAAAACUUACGAUUCAUUUCACUAUCGAGUAUCCAAAAUCACUUGAUCCGGCCAUUAUUCCACAAUUAGAAAGUUUGCUACCGGCACGUGAUCAGGCAAUCAUUCCCGAUGAUGCUGAAGAGGUCGAUUUGCAAGACUUUGACCCUAUGUUAGACGCCCAACAACAACGUGAGCGAGGAGGCGAAGCGUAUGACGAAGACAAAGGUUCAUCUCGUGUUCAAUGUGCUACACAUUAA
This is a messenger RNA of Cotesia congregata, 870 nucleotides long. The record is from the annotation of a GenBank genome assembly. NCBI's taxonomy places the organism in Eukaryota, Metazoa, Arthropoda, Insecta, Hymenoptera, Braconidae.